Rhagoletis pomonella (apple maggot) is the source of this 4128-nucleotide messenger RNA. RefSeq names its product leucine-rich PPR motif-containing protein, mitochondrial (gene bsf). The record is from RefSeq and is a predicted model, not a curated record. Gene Ontology annotation, molecular function: protein binding. NCBI's taxonomy places the organism in Eukaryota, Metazoa, Arthropoda, Insecta, Diptera, Tephritidae.
UGGCUUUGCCAAUGCAUCACCUAAGUCAGAUCUCAAUUUGGACAAACAGCUGCGACGCCUAGAUCAAGAUGUACGUCGUGUCGGUCGAAUUUCUCGACGCGAUAUUGAUGAAGUCCUGGAAGAGAUACGCUCCCAACGUUCUGCUACUAGUUCACAAUCACUCCUCGUAAUACGUUGCUGUGGUAACCUGGUGCCGGAAGAAAUGCCGGAAGUACGUACUGCGCUGGUACAAGAGAUCUGGAAAACUCUUACUACUUUGAAUGUUCCGAUGGACAUCUCACAUUACAAUGCAUUACUGCGCGUUUACUUGGAAAACGAGCACUCGUUCUCACCAACAGAUUUUUUGGCAGAAAUCGAAUCAAAAAACAUUGAGCCAAAUCGAGUAACAUACCAACGACUGAUUGCACGUUAUUGCCAGCAAGGUGACAUCGACGGGGCCACGCGUAUAUUAGAAUUUAUGCGCUCCAAGAAUCUGCCUGUAAAUGAGAAUGUCUUCAAUUCACUUAUUCUAGGCCAUUCGCAGGCCAAUGAUUUGGAAUCAGCCAAAGGCAUUUUGUCCGUAAUGAAGCAAGCUAAUUUAGAACCCAGUGCUGAUACCUAUACAACGCUUUUGUGUUGCUAUGCUCGUCAUGGUGAUAUCGACGCUAUACUUCGUACAUUAGAUGAAUGCGAAAAAGCGGAAAUAUUCUUGCUUGAUAAAGAUCUGAUGGAUAUCGCUUAUGCGCUGAGUAUUCAUGGACAUGCAGAUAAAGUGGAUGCAGUGCUGACGAGAUUACGCAUAUCAACAGGCUUCAAUCAGGAUGCUGUGAAUGUUAUACUACGCUUGGUUAAUAAAGGAUAUGAGGAUGUUGGAGUAAAAAUUUUGCGAGUAAUGCCACGUGGCACCCGUCCGGAUGGUCAAUUAGUGGAUACUGGCACUUUCUUCAUCAAGCAGCUUGUCAAAGUCAAUCGACCCGUGGAAAAAAUCUUAGGCAUUUGCAAAACUCUAAAAGAUGAAGGUCUGAAUCCAAAAGCUCUUUUGAUCGCUACCGAAGCUGGGCUUAGUAAUGGUGUGGUUUCAAGUGCACUUCCGUUAUUGCAUGAACUGAAAAAGUCAGGCUGGCCUAUCCGCCAACACUACUUCUGGCCCUUGAUUUGCUCCGCGGAAUCGAAUCAAAUUAUCAACAUAAUACGUCACAUGCAAGAGGAAUUCGCUCUUAAUCCGAAUUCUGAGACUUUACGUGACUACGUUAUCCCUAAUUUGAAAGAAAAAAACUGGGAAAAAAUCGUCACAAUCUUGCGUGGUGCUGGCAUAUCGACUGCUAAUGCAGCGGCUUCUGCUUCUUACGCAGCAUUGACAAUAAAUCAAUUGAAGUCCACAGCCAACAUUAUGGAAUCAUUUAGAGCAUAUUAUUCACCGCAGAUAUUCAGACAACCUUUGAUUCAUGCCUUAUCCACUACCAACGACUAUGCCUCCUUUAUUCGUGUUUUAAGACAGCUAUACGAAAGCGUUCAGAGUCGUUCAGCAGGCUCUCAGCGUACUGAACCCGAGGAGAGCUCUGAUUUCGAGAUUGAAGCUGCCGUUGGGGCUUCUAAUCAAAGUUUCGAUGUUGUUGGUUCUGUGCUGAAUGACGUUUGUACCUAUUUCCGCCGUAACAGAAUUGAGGUAUUAGACAACAUUCUAUCAGCGUUGGUAAAAGAGGGGUUGCCCAUUAGCAAUACAAAUGCGUCGCGGAUUUCAGAUCGCUUGAAUUCAGAAAUGACAACAAAAAUUUCUGAGAACUUGGCUAAAAUUUCCUCGGGCAAAUUAGAGCUUAUUCCCCUUCAAAAUGCAGAACCGCGCAAGCGUAGUCUGGAUUCUUUGACAGUGGAAGAGCUUGAGCGCUUCAUCGCCAAUAUCGAAGCGAAAGGUGAAAAUACAAACAAUUUGAAACGACAACUACUGAAUGCAUGUUUCCGUGCAGGUAAUUUAGAUAAAACAUUGCAAGUUAUAGCAAAACUGGAAGCUGAAAAGUUUACCAUUCCUAUCGGGAUAUGGGCGCAACUGAUUGAUUUAUAUGCAAUGGAAAAUAAGACAGUAGAAGCUUUGGAGCUAUACGCGAAAAUAAAAGCGAGAGAUAAUCAAUUCGUGUUGGACAAUCUGAAAACAGUAAACAUUGCGAAACUACUUAUUGUUGAAGAGCGAUUUGAAGAAGCACUUGAAUUCUUAGACCGUAACAAGAAAUCGGAAUUGAUUGCCGAAACCGAGGGUUCAUUUAGCUACACCUCGACUGUGUGGCGUUUGUUGAAUACAAUAGCCGAAGCCGGCAACGCCGAGAAAUUGCAGCAACUAUUUGAUGCAUUAGUCGGUGGAAAAUAUAUCUAUCCCACCAAUGUACUAUUGGGUCCAUUGAUAAAAGUGCAUCUUACAAAUGACAACAUACCUAAAGCUAUGGAAGUAUUUGAGCAGAUAUGCGAAAAAUACAAGUGCACACCUUGGAAGAAUGAUCUUGCAUGUCGUCUCAUACAGAAAGAGGACGCCGCUAAUCUGCAGAAGUUGACUGAUUUAAGUACAAAUAUUCAUGGGGAAGUGAACAGUCUAUAUGAUUUAGUAUUUUCAUUUGUCGAAUGUGGACGCAUACGCCAAGCAAGAAAGAUUUUAGAAACUCCUGGACUUCGUACACGCCCACAACGUAUCAACUACGCUUGCGAACGUUAUAAGAAUGAAGGCAUGGUAGAACCCUUGGAAGGCUUGGUUGAAGCGACGAAGGAUCUUAAUCAUAUCGAUCGCAACAAAAUCUACUACAACUUAUUGCUGAGCUACUGUAAAUCGGAUGAUGCGGAAAAGGCUUUGGGACUUUGGACGAAAAUGCAGGAGGAAAAUAUAGCACCAAAUGACAUUUUCCUAAUAAAAUUGGCAGAGCUAUUAAAAAAAAAGAACCUGGACGUUCCAUUUGUUGUACCAAAACAAAGAGCAGCGAUCACGCUUGCACCCAAGAGAAUUAAAAAAAUUGAACCAGAUAACAGCGCAAUGAGCGCAUUUUCCCAGCCACAAACAAAUUUGUCGCUCUUACGGAAAGCUAUCAACAGCGGAGAUAUUGAUGCUGCACUCAGUCUUAAGAAUCAAUUACAGCCUAAUGAAUCUGCGAGCGUCACGGAUCUAUCUCAUCUGAUUGAGCAUGCGGUACGCGCUGAACGUUUGAUAGAUGCUACAAACAUCGUAAAUGAGGUGUUAGCCGAAAAUCGAUAUCCAAUACCGAAAAUUUUCAAAUUUUAUUUAAAUAAAAUCGCUGCGUCUGGCGAUGUAGACACUUUGACGAGGAUUGGAGAUAAACUAUCCGAUGAAGAAAAGAAGAUUGUUUCUUUUGAUAACCGUUUUUGUCACGCAAAUAUUGUAGCUGGUAAAACGGAUCAGUACUUGCGGUCAUUGUAUGAUCAAAUUGCUGCAGCAAAGACUGCAGAAGUAGCUGCUAAACUGGCUGAUCAAUUUCCACGUGGUGGCGCUCUGGGAAUUUUGCAGCAAAAUCCCGAAUCAUUAUCUUUAUUCGAAAAAAUUGCUGAGAAAUUCGCUGAACAUAAACAAUUGGGACCUGUAAAUGUACUUUGGAUGCAUUUGCUCUCACAAGGCAAUGAGGCUGCGUCGAAAUCCAUUUGGAAUAAAUAUCUUUCAAACGCACCUCGUCUGAUGUUCCAACGAGUUUUGCAAACAGCUCGCGAGCAAAAAGACGAAAAGUUAGCCCAAACGGUGAUUAGCCAGUUGCGAGAAUCAAAGAUCUCGGAAGGAGCCAUUGGCAAUGCCUACUCUUGUCUGAUUGACAUACAUACUACAAAUAACAAUCUAAAUAAAGCGCUGGAAACGCUCAAAACAGCAAUUAAAGAUAUAUGUUUAGAGAAUAUAAAUCGCACUGCGCUCUUGAGACUAAAAACUGCUCUCCAAGAGCAGAAUAGAGACUUUCCCUAUGAAAUCCCUGAAAAGAAAGCUUUAAAAGAAAGUAGUACCAGCUCACAAUCGUCUGACGAUGAUGUAACUCCGAAGCGACCUGAGACAAGACCGAUUACACGGCCAAAUAAGUAAAUAAGCAGUAUCAAAAAUGUUCGUAGUCUUUAAUAUUACCAAUACAUGUAGCUUUUUACUUUAAAUAAAUGCUAAGUACUUCCUGAUUAUGUAAA